AUGGACCAAAUACCCUUUCUUUACAGCAAUCGAUUGCUUGUCCUGUCUAUCAUUUCCGGGAUUUUCUUCGUUCUAAUAGCAUUGAUUCGUCGGGAUCGCAGACUAGACUCCAUCCCAGGGCCUAAAACGUACCCGCUAUUCGGCGUGGGCUACAAACUCCCUGCUAAAGCGCCUGCGUUAUUCCGCAAAUGGGCCCAGGAACAUGGCGAAGUUUUCAAAAUCCGUGUCGGUUGGUACAACUGGGUCGUGAUCAACACCCCUGAGGCAGUACGGGAGAUUCUCGAGAAGCAAGCUGUCAAGACUUCCUCUAAGGCGCCUUCUCCGAUGGGCCACGACAUAGUCACCGGUGGUAAGCGCAUGCCAACUAUGCCUUACGGACCGCAUUGGCGGGCGCAGCGAUCAGUGGUGCGCCAAGUCACAACUGUCCCCAUGACGGCAACAUUCGUGCCCAGCCAAGAAUUCGAGACAAAACAGUUGCUUUUCGACCUUGCAAUGGACAACGACAACCAGCGAAACUUUUAUCAGCAUAUGCGGAGGUAUGCGUUUAGCAUUAUCAUGACCAACACAUUCGGUACGCGUGUGAAGAACUGGGAUCAUCCCGAUGCGCAGAAUGCAGUGCGCAGUCAAGCGGUGCUGCGACGAACCUCAAGGCCCGGCGCCUUCCUGGUUGAUGAGUUUCCACCAUUGGCUCUUCUGCCAAAGUGGCUUCAGCCUGGACGAAAGGAUGCGAUCGAAGCAGCCAAGGAGGUCCUUGGUAUCAAGAUGGGGUUAUGGCGCCGGCUGGAAAACCAGUUCGAGACUGGGAAAGCACCUCACUGUUUUGCACGAAGCAUCAUCGAAAACAAAGAUUACUGGUACAAUCAGGGUCUUAAUGACGAGGAUCUCGCCUGGGUUGCUGGUGGUCUUGUUGAGGCUGGUUUCGAAACAUCCGCUGCGACUUUGAACAGUCUUGUUCUUCACCUUGCUGCGAGUCCGCGUGCGCAAAAAGCCGCUCACGAUGAGCUAAUGAGAGUGGUUGGGCCAAAUCGUCUUCCUAAAUUUGAGGACAUGCCUAGCCUCCCUUAUAUUCGCGCCUGCGUGAAGGAGAUGCUUCGCAUGAACCCCAUCCUCGCCCCAGGUAUCCGUCACUACGCAGAUCAGGACGUCGUGUACAAAAACUAUGUCAUUCCCAAGGGAACCGUGCUUCUUGCCAAUACAGCAUUCCUACACUAUGAUCCGACACGAUUCGAAAAGCCUUUCGAAUUCAUGCCGGAGCGCUUCCUCGAGCAUAAGAUGUACAGCUCUGAGUAUGCAGCUAUGAGCGACCCGUACAAGCGAGAUCAUUUUACCUUCAGCACGGGUAGACGAACAUGUCCCGGUGCUCGUCUCGCGGAGAGCUCGCUCGACAUAGCCCUCAGUGGCAUGUUAUGGGCUUUUGACAUUCGACCGCCAGUGGUGGACGGAGUUGAAGUAGAUAUGGACUUAAGUGAUAAUGCGUAUCCCGAUGGUGGAUUCACCAUUCCCAAGCCCUUUGCUGCCAGAUUUGUGCCCAGGAGCGCAGAGAGGCUUGAAAUUGUCAAGAAGCAGUGGCAGGUUGCGAUGCAAGAAGGAUACGAAUUGCGUGGUAUUCCGGUUGAUGUUGAUGGAAUGGUUCAACAAUGA
Molecule: messenger RNA, 1641 nt
Organism: Penicillium griseofulvum
Lineage: Eukaryota; Fungi; Ascomycota; Eurotiomycetes; Eurotiales; Aspergillaceae
Product: cytochrome P450
Exons: 1
Coding region: 1-1641 (546 amino acids)
Molecular function (GO): heme binding; oxidoreductase activity, acting on paired donors, with incorporation or reduction of molecular oxygen; monooxygenase activity
Source: RefSeq, a predicted model, not a curated record